Messenger RNA from Verruconis gallopava, 1935 nucleotides. RefSeq lists its product as uncharacterized. Lineage: Eukaryota; Fungi; Ascomycota; Dothideomycetes; Venturiales; Sympoventuriaceae. The coding region runs from base 597 to 1865 and encodes 422 amino acids. The transcript has 3 exons. The record is from RefSeq and is a predicted model, not a curated record.
AUGUCGAGAGAGAGGGGAAGAGUAGCAAUGAUCGCCUGAUGCCUCGUGAGUAGAGCUCAUUUCGGACACAGACUACUUGGACUGAUUGCAACGCCACCAACCUGCGCGCCCUUGUACUGGCCGCAUGGGCUACGUGGUUGGAGCCAAUACGAGCGGCCGCUCCGAGUAGCAUGGCCGUAUGCAGCCUAGCAGGAUCUCGGAACCAUGACUCUAUGCGGCUCCAGAACGGUCACGUUGGAUAACAACGCGCUUUCUAACCUUGCCUUUGGUCGUGAAUAAUGUUACUCCCGACCCUUGAUUUAUGUUUCAUCUUUCAUCGUUUGCGCCGCUUCCGUCGUACGUUCAUUUUCUUUCUGCAGCUUCGCUGUGUCUUGUUUCAGCCUUGCGCAGCUUCAAUCUCCACACGCACACAGACUCACUACUCAAUCUCUCCCACAUACUCCCUUACGUCCAAUCUGUUGAACAGCUUUUACUCCCACGUCCAAAAAACACACAAACAAGAAAAACACUAGCCAGCUCAAGUGCUUUUUGCUCCCUCUUUUCGAGUCUUGGCCAUGAACCUGCCCAGAAAACGCCGAUUAUAACCACGCAGGCCCAUGGAAUCUCUGAACAAUGUUCAGAAUCGCGAAUGGGUCAUCGGCUACUUCGCAGCGCUCACUGCGCUUACCUUGGGCUUCCUCGCCAUUCGCUUCGCAGCGAGACUCCGUCAUAAGACGACGCGCUUCGACUUCGACGAUUUGUUCAUCGCAUUUUCCUGGAUCUUGAGCGUGUGCAUGACUGGUUUGACCAUCACCGGAAUUGUUGAUUAUCAUUUUGGCCGCCGCCUUGCUGACAUUCCGUCGGCUCUUAUUCCCCGCGCUCUCGAGUAUGAUUGGGUCCUGAACCUUCUGUACUUGUUCCAAACUGCUUUUACAAAGACGUCGAUUCUUCUUUUCUUCCGAAGAGUCGGCCGGGACACUGUAUCCCGAAAAUUCAAGUGGACAGUGUGGUCCUCAAUGGCUUUUAUCCUAGUUUACUCGCUUGUUCUACUGAUCAUCUAUGUUAGCGACUGCUUUCCAGUCAGUGCGGUUUGGAUGCAAUACGAUUCGCAUUGGGCUUCCACUCAUCAAUUUAAUUGCGCCUCACUCAGUCAGCACAUCGGCACUGCUUGGACAGAUGGACUGCUGGCUGUCAUAACUGACCUGCUCACCGUCUCCUUAGUCUCCUGGUUCUUUGUGAGACGUCGGGUCUCGGGCACUUCGCGUGUUCCGCUAAUUCUUGCGUUGGUGCUGGGCUAUCUACUUGCGGUACCAAGCGUCUUUCGACUGGUUUACCUUGUGCGAGCCCAACAACCGGCAACGGACAAAGUCUGGUAUACUUACCCAGCCCUCAUUGCAGGCAAGACUGAAGGAGACAUCGGUAUUUGUCUUGCCUGCACGCCUGCACUCAGUGCCCUACUCAAGCGCGUCCUUUACUCUCGGCAAGAUAGAGAUGAACAAUUGAGCAUCCGCGAUCGCAGUCCCCCAGAGAGCCGAGCCCCUAGUCGAACACGACCUUCUAUCCGUUCCAAUAGGUCCGCAGUAUCCGUUCGCUUCGAAAAGAACACGACGAGCCCGGAUAGUUCUAUACGGCCAGCUCAUAAUGCAACACAACAAGUCUUCAAAUGGAGUGAGCAUAGUAUGGAUGACAUUCCCGAAGCAUAUGCAGAGAACGUGGGUGCUCCACAGACAAGUGAGAAGGAGAUAGAGAGUGCUACGAAUGAAACGAGGAGAGCGGAACCUCCUCGCAAGCUAACGAGUGCUCAGUCUUGGUUGAAUCUUGAGACGGAAUCUAGCGAUGAGGAGCAGGGUAGAGGAAACAUAACAAGACAUAUCCCUCAUAGAUGACGAUAAAGCUCAUGUGCUUCCGAUAAUCUUAAUAACACUAAUGAAAUCCAUGUAUGAAACGAAUAGCGAC